Molecule: messenger RNA, 1548 nt
Organism: Peromyscus leucopus (white-footed mouse)
Lineage: Eukaryota; Metazoa; Chordata; Mammalia; Rodentia; Cricetidae
Gene: Dhodh
Product: dihydroorotate dehydrogenase (quinone)
Exons: 9
Coding region: 62-1249 (395 amino acids)
Biological process (GO): pyrimidine ribonucleotide biosynthetic process; 'de novo' pyrimidine nucleobase biosynthetic process
Cellular component (GO): cytoplasm; mitochondrial inner membrane
Molecular function (GO): dihydroorotate dehydrogenase activity
Source: RefSeq, a predicted model, not a curated record
GAGCCGAGCCGAGAUUCUCCAAUGGAGUGGAGGCAGAGGCGGGCCCAGUGGCAGAAGGAGAAUGGCGUGGAGACACUUUAGAAAGCGGGCCCUGGAUGCAGCCAUCAUCCUUGGGGGCGGAGGAUUUCUCUUCACCUCUUACCUGACAGCCAUUGGCGAUGACCAUUUCUAUGCUGAUUAUCUGAUGCCGGCCCUGCAGAGACUGCUAGACCCAGAGUCAGCCCACCGGCUAGCUGUUCGCUUCACGUCCCUGGGGCUCCUUCCUCGGGCUACAUUUCAGGACUCUGACAUGCUGGAAGUGAGAGUCCUGGGCCAUAAAUUCCGAAACCCAGUAGGGAUUGCUGCAGGAUUUGACAAGCACGGGGAAGCUGUGGAUGGCCUCUACCAGCUGGGCUUUGGUUUUGUUGAGGUAGGAAGUGUGACUCCCCAGCCUCAGGAAGGAAACCCCAGACCCAGAGUGUUCCGACUCCCGGAGGAUCAAGCUGUCAUUAACAGGUACGGAUUCAACAGCCACGGGCUCUCGGUGGUGGAACAGAGGCUACGGGCCAGACAGCAGAAGCAGACCAAGCUCACUGCAGAUGGGCUGCCCCUGGGAAUAAACCUGGGGAAGAAUAAGACUUCGGUGGACGCUGCUGCAGACUACGUAGAGGGUGUUCGCGUCCUGGGCCCCUUGGCUGACUACCUGGUGGUGAACGUGUCCAGUCCCAACACUGCUGGUCUGAGGAGCCUACAGGGAAAGACUGAGCUGCGCCGCCUGCUGGCCAAGGUGCUGCAGGAGAGGGACGCCCUGAAGGGAGUUCGGAAGCCAGCAGUGCUGGUGAAGAUCGCCCCUGACCUCACGGCCCAGGACAAGGAGGACAUUGCCAGCGUGGCCAGAGAGCUGGGCAUCGAUGGACUGAUCGUCACAAACACCACAGUGAGUCGCCCUACUGGCCUCCAAGGUGCCCUCCGCUCUGAGACGGGAGGACUGAGUGGGAAGCCACUCCGAGAUCUGUCGACCCAGACCAUCCGGGAGAUGUACACCCUCACUCAAGGCAGGAUUCCCAUCAUCGGGGUUGGUGGUGUGAGCAGUGGGCAGGACGCGCUGGAGAAGAUCCAGGCGGGAGCCUCCCUGGUGCAGCUGUACACGGCCCUCACCUUCCUGGGGCCACCUGUCGUGGUCAGGGUCAAGCGUGAGCUGGAGGCGCUUCUAAAAGAGCAGGGUUUUAACACAGUGACAGACGCCAUUGGAGCAGAUCAUCGGAGGUGACGGAUCCUGCCAGACGCCCCUCCAGAACAUGCCCACCAACUCAAGCAAGCCUUGUGGCUGCGUCAUGAGAGGAAGAUCUAUCUCAAGCCAUGUCCCUUGAACUGUGGCCUAGCUGGACUGCACACACCAGUCACGGGUGUCACUAGACAGUGAAGGCUUUCUCUGAUCACUCGAUGAGACUGUAAACUAACUGUCACUUUCUGGAUCUAAGUCCUGGGAUCCCUCAGUAUCAUAAGGACAUUGGCCCUUUGGGAGGAAAAAUCAUGGAGAAAAUAAAGCCACUUAAACCUGUUUUAAAA